This is a messenger RNA of Merops nubicus (carmine bee-eater), 1573 nucleotides long. RefSeq names its product obscurin-like 1 (gene OBSL1). The annotation marks the transcript as partial. NCBI's taxonomy places the organism in Eukaryota, Metazoa, Chordata, Aves, Coraciiformes, Meropidae. The record is from RefSeq and is a predicted model, not a curated record. The transcript has 3 exons.
AUGGAGGGAUUCGGGGGAGCCCCCAGGUUCCUGGCCUACCCACGCGCCUUCACGGUGCAAAGUGGCACCGACGCGGUCCUGAGCUGCCAGAUCACUGGCGACCCCCCGCCAAGCAUUCUCUGGGAGAAGGACAAGACUCCGAUCGAGCCCUCUGGCCGCUUCCAUGUGGAGGCCAAGGGGGACCUGCACAGCCUGCUGGUGUCCCGCACCACUCCCCAGGACAGUGGGCUCUACAUCUGCAAGGCCAAGAACAGCAUUGGUGAGACCUACGCUGCCACCACGCUCAAGGUGGAAGUCGGGGAGCCCCAAGAGGAGGAGGGAUGCUCGGGCAGUGGGGCACCUGCCUUCCUUGUUGCCCCCUUGUCCACAUGGGUAUGCCGGGGGGAGGACGUGACGUUCACCUGCAGGGUGUCUGGGCAGCCCUGCCCGGUGCUGGAGUGGGAGAAGGAUGGACACAAGCUCUCUGACCUCUUUGAAAGCAGCCACUUCACAGUGGGGCAGGAGAAGGAGGACUGGCACUUCCUGAAGCUGUUCAGUGCCCGGCCCCCAGACGGGGGGGUAUAUGUGUGCCGGGCACGCAGUGGCUCCCAGGAGGCCCUGGCUGCCGCCGUGCUCCUGGUGGAACCCCGGGCACCGCCAGAUGGGAUCCCCAAUGUUUCUCCUGCUGAUCGCCCCGAGCGGCUGGCAGUGAGGGAGUGGCGGCAGCGGCGGCACACAGUGGGUCGGUGUGCAGGACCAGAGACCUGGGUGCCCAACGGCACAGUGCUGGCCAGGGUGCCGAGGGCCAAGGCGUUUGCUGUGAGUGUGGGGAAGCACGCCAAGUUUCGCUGCUACGUUACCGGCAAGCCCAAGCCAGAGAUUGUCUGGCAGAAGGACGGUGAGCCCCUCACCCCUGGCCGCAGGCACCUCAUCUACGAGGACCGAGAGGGCUACUUCAUCCUCAAGGUGCUGUACUGCAAAGCCCAGGACCAGGGGCUGUAUGUCUGCACUGCGUCCAACACCGCUGGCCAGACCCUCAGCGCCGUGCAGCUCCAGGUGAAAGAGCACCGGCUGCUGUUCCAGGUGCAGCUGGCAGAUGUGGAGGUGGCAGAGCGGGAGGAUGCUGUGCUGGAGUGCCAGGUGCCACUGGAGACCAUCCCCACUACCUGGUACCUGGAGGACAAGGAGCUGCAGCCCAGCCACAAGUACGUGAUGGAGGAACGAGGCCUGGUGCGGCGCCUGACCAUCCGCGAUGCCCGCACCGACGACGAUGGCAUCUACCUGUGCCAGAUGAAGGACAAGGGGCGCAGCAUCGCUGAGGUCUCUGUCCGAGGGGUGAUCACAAAGCGGCUGCCACGGAAGCUUGAUGUGAUGGAGGGGGAGAACGCCGUUUUCUGCGUGGAGACGCGGGAGGCGGUGGAGGGGACCUCCUGGAGCCGGGAUGGGCUGCGGCUGCGGGAAUCCCCCCGCACUGUUCUGAAGAGCUUCGGCAGGACGCACCUCCUGGUGCUGGUGCACGUCACCCGCCAGGAUGCAGGCAUCAUCUCCUUCGCUAUUGGCGAGUCCCAGACGUCCUCCCAGCUUCGGGUCAAGU